CUAUUUUGUGUCCAGCCGGGAGCCGCGAACGAUGAUUCAUGGCCCCAAUUAGGGGCUCUCUCCAGCGCGCCGGGCUCGAGCCAUCUGAAGGGUCUCCUCGGGGACCCACGGAAACCCAUCAGUGGCUACAGCUGGUCUUUAAGUUAAAGGUCAAGCAGGACGCGGGAGGAGCCAGGCUGUCUUUUCCAAACCAACUCCUGCUCUUAUCUUUGUGGUCUUGGCUGAGUGUCUUCCCCAAGAGACUUCCCUGCCUUCUCCAUUUCAAUAGCCUUGAAGACUGGAAGCAGAGGGACCACUUUCCAUCUCUGGGGCCUAAGACGAACGAGGCAGAGAUGUCAUUUCUGCUGACAUGGAUGCAAAGAGCAGAGGAGCCAACAGCCAGCCAGGGUCAGGAGAUGCAGGCCCACCUGCAGGAAUCAAGUCUAGAUACCGAAGCUCAGCACUCAAGGCUCUCUCAGGCCUCUCCACAAGUUGCAGCCUUCUUCCCGGCCAGGCCCCUCUCUGACUCCAAACGUUCCAGUCCUGACUGAGGCCUUUGUCUCGGCCAUCCCGCCUCCUAGAAGACCAUUACCCCUGUCUCUCGCUGUCUCAGCUCCUAGUCGGCCCAGUUUAUUUUGUGCUAAUCACAAUUGAUUCUGACAGCUCCUCCAGCUCUAAUGUUGAUUGACACUUCCUGGGUCCCGAAUGCUGCCCUCGCCGUUCCCAAGGGAAGGUGUGCAUGUGUGGUCAAGACAGUCACACCCGCCUCAGUCCUGGCCCUGCCUCUGCCAUGAGGCUCUGGGGGCCUCUGGUGCCCCACUGAUAAAAUAAGGAUGCUACCUCCCCGAGAGUGGCCCUGUGGCCUGGUACAUAAAGCACAGUGCCUGGCGGAUCAGAAGGGAUCCAUGAACGUUAACCAUCUUCAUUGCGAUUGGCAGAAUAAUGGCUCCAAAGAUGCCCAUGCCCUAAUCCCUGAAACCUGUGAGUCGGUGGCCUCACAGAGCAAAGGGACUUUGCAGAUGGUAUCAAGUGAGGAUCUUAAGAUGGGGAGAUUGUCCUGGAUUAUUCAGGGGGCCGAACAUCAUCGCAAGGGUCCUUGUAAGAGGGACGCAGGAGAGUCAGAGUUCAGAGAUGUGAUGACAAAGGCAAAGGUCAGAGAGAGAGAAAGAUGCGAAGAUGCCACAUUGCUGGCUUUGAAGAUGGAGAAAGAAGCUACAAGACAAGGCAUGGAGGUGGCCUCUAGAAAGUCAGAAAGGCACAGAAAUAGACUCUUGCAGAGCCUCCAGAAACCGUGUCCUCUAGCGUCCUGCCAACACC
Messenger RNA from Hipposideros armiger (great roundleaf bat), 1296 nucleotides. RefSeq lists its product as uncharacterized. The transcript is spliced from 5 exons. Bases 39 to 530 code for a protein of 163 amino acids. The record is from RefSeq and is a predicted model, not a curated record. Lineage: Eukaryota; Metazoa; Chordata; Mammalia; Chiroptera; Hipposideridae.